Molecule: messenger RNA, 753 nt
Organism: Fusarium pseudograminearum CS3096
Lineage: Eukaryota; Fungi; Ascomycota; Sordariomycetes; Hypocreales; Nectriaceae
Exons: 3
Coding region: 1-753 (250 amino acids)
Molecular function (GO): hydrolase activity
Source: RefSeq, a predicted model, not a curated record
AUGGCUUCUAACCAACCCGCAAAGUGCUGCACAGAGGGUGUGCGCCACGAAGGCGAGCCCACUGGCAAGAUGAUCAAGCUUCCCAGCGGUAUCGCUGCUUACCUUGCGACCGCUCCCGAGGGCAAGGCUCACCAGGGCACUGGUAUUGUCUAUGUCGCCGAUAUCUUUGGUAUCUGGAACAACAGCAAGCUCAUGGCCGACCAAUUCGCCGCCAAUGGCUACACCACUAUUAUCCCCGACAUCUUCAACGGCGAUGUGAUGCCCUACCCCCCGGUCGAUAUCGAUAUCAUGAGCUGGAUCACAAAGGGUGCCAACGGCGACAACCCCCACACUCCCGCUCAAGUCGACCCCAUUGUUGUCGAGUCUAUCAAGUACCUCCAGGACCAGGGUCUCUCCAAGAUUGGAUCAGUUGGAUACUGCUUCGGAGCCAAGUACGUUAUCCGCAACUACAAGGCCGGUAUCAAGGUCGGCUACGUCGCUCACCCCUCUUUCGUCGAGGAGGACGAGCUCAAGGCCAUCGAGGGACCCCUCUCCAUCGCUGCCGCCCAGACUGACAGCAUCUUCCCCGCCAACCUGCGACACCGCUCCGAGGAGAUCCUCAUCGAGACCGGCAAGCCCUUCCAGAUCAACCUGUACUCUCACGUUGAGCACGGAUUUGCUGUGCGCAGCGAUCUCUCCGACAAGGCCAAGGUGUUUGCCAAGGAGCAGGCUUUCGUCCAGGCUGUUCAGUGGUUCGAUGAGCACCUGAUCUAA